AUGAGGAGGUCGACGCUGCUUGGCGGUGCGCUUCUCUUGGUCUUCGCUUCAGCUCAUCGACUGGGCAAACCUGGACCUGGCACAUCUGGCCUUGGGCUCAAUAGCAAAGUGUUUCCUGAAGAUCCCUUUUCCUCGCCUGCGUACAAUAUCAUCUUUGACCCGCUCGAUCCUGUCAGAAAUGCCACGCUAGUAGGACUUCUUCAAGACCAAGCAGACGGUCAUACGCACGCGACGCAGAGUAUAGAGCUGCUGGGAGGAGCGGAUGGCCUUCACGCUUGUUUCAGCGCUGCAUCUCUGGAAACAGAUGUGCGCAAGAGGGCGCAGUCGAAUAUAGAUCUCUCUUCCCUCUCACCAACAGACCUCGAAUUAGCUCGAUCGCGUGCUCUAUCCAAAGGCAUAUCGUUGCUUGCGCCUCUGCGCAAGACUUGUCUCUACCACACGCUCGACUGGUUCACAUACGAGUUCUGCUACGGAGCUCAAGUGAGACAGUUUCACGCGCUGCCCGGAAGCUCUCUACCUGGACGUACACCCGUGCCUGACCCGGCACAGGAUAGCUACGUACUAGGCAGAUCACCUUCUUCUUCUUACUAUACAAAUCGCUUGGAUGGUAGCGCGCUUGCGCAACAGGAUGAUGCGGCGAGCAGUAACGCUCAAGACGAGGCUAAGAGGGAAGAAGUAGGCGAGUUGAUGGAGGUGGUCUCGCUCGCAGCUGCACCUGGCCCCUCGGCUGCCAGACCGAAUGCCAAAGAUGCCAACGAGAAAUCGCAGCAUGAAGCGUCCAACUCGCUCAAAAGAGGCGAGAGGUAUGUCUCGCAACUUUGGGGAGGCGGUACGUUUUGUGAUCUGAACAACGAGAGGAGGAGCGUAGAGGUUCAGGUGAGUGACCUUUGCGUCUGCGCAACCCAACGUCGCCUUUCAAGUACUUGCGUCGAGGCGACGAGGCGCCAUCCGUCGUCAUCGCAACGUCGGAUACUGAUCCUCGCCACUUUUUACAUCCUUCUAGUUCUACUGUUCCCGCAGACCGGGCGAUCGCAUCUCGCUGGUAAAGGAGACGACUACGUGCAAUUAGUGAGUUUCGAGAACUUGUGCCUCAAAGUGUGAUUUCUGUGCUGCUACGAUAGCAAUAUAGAGCUUAAAAUCUUCUCUCUCAUCGCAGCGUCAUUGUCAUCGAAACACCACUGCUUUGCACGGAGCCCGCCUUCGCUCUUCAGGAUGAUCCAGUGCAAGAAAUCAAAUGCAGACCGGUCGUGUCUGAUGACUGGGUGGCACCCGCCAAGCCCGUCACGCAAGCACCAGAAAGAGGCAUAGACGCGUCGCAGACUCGAGAUCAUCAGGAUCAAGCUCGACCCACCACUGCUGCAGCGUCUAAGCCCAAGUCGGUGGGCGACGUGAAGGGUAGUCAGGACAUCGACGAAGAGCUAGUGUAUGUUCCAGCGAAUUCCAGGGGCCCUGACGAUGCCGCGAGCGCGCAGAGGGAGAGAGCUGAUGAGCAAGACGCGACUACUGCACGGACGGAGGAAGAUGAUGACGUUUCAGGAUUUCACACCAGAGGGGACGGCUUUUCGUUGGGAGGCAUUGCCGAUGGCUUUUUGCCGGGCGAACAUCUACAACAAGAACAUACGGACGAAUUGUUUGAGCUCGAUCUGGAUGAUGACGGUAGUCUGGUACUUUAUCCGGUCAAUGAGAGGGGAGAAGCUGGAGAUCCAAUCGCUCAACUGACGAGAGACGCGGUGAAUCCGGUGGGCGGAGCGGACCGAAUGCCGGGUGCUGGUGUGGACGUGGGAGCAGGAAUUGCACCUGGCGAGUGGCUCGACGAGGGCGAUCUGCCAGCCAUUCAGGAAAGGCUGCAGGAUCAUCUGGACCGAGCUGCUGCGAGGGCUGAAGAGGAGGAUGCGAGGCUGGGCCAAGCAAGACCUCCGGAGGAUAGGCGAAGAAUCUUGCAAGAUGCACUUAGAGAAGCUUUGGGAGCUCAGGGCGUCUUUCAAGAGAUUAGACAAAGAAGAGCACGAGCGGCUGCUGAUGCUGCUAAUGCAGAUGUUGCUGCGAGGAAUCCCGCGCACGCCCAAGAGCAGGCAGAGCAGCAGGCACGACAAGACGCUACUGGACAACGCAACCAUUUGGAGCAGGUACUGCAAGCUCAAAGAGAGAGGAUUGCUCAGGUCUUUGCGGAGUUGA
This is a messenger RNA of Ceraceosorus bombacis, 2175 nucleotides long. The record is from the annotation of a GenBank genome assembly. Lineage: Eukaryota; Fungi; Basidiomycota; Exobasidiomycetes; Ceraceosorales; Ceraceosoraceae.